UGACACCUUGAUUACAGACUUCUGGCCUCCAGAAUUGUGUGAGAGAGAAUAAAUUUCUGUUGUUUUAAGCUACCCUGUUUGUGCUACUUUGUUAAGAUAGCCCUAGGAAACUAUUACAACCUCCAUUUUCCAAAUGAAGUAAGGUAUGCUCGGAAAUGCUGCUUUACCCAAUUGCAAUUUCUUAGAGCUCCCUGACUGCAAACUCUUGAACCACAUGCUCCUUUACUCCCUUGCUGGUUGAUCUAGCCUAUUAGGUGCUGGUUCCCUUUCUCUUCUGUUAACAUCAUAUUCUAGAUAAAUGACAACAUCUUCAAGAUAAAUUACAUAACAACAUCAGCAUUCUCCCAAGUCUGAUUGUGCAGAACAUUAGUUCUAUGAGAUGUUAGACUGUUAGCAUGCAAAAAAAAAAAAAAGUUUUCAAGGUUGAAAAAAAGAGACAGCGAAAUUCUGUGUAAAUCAGGCUUUUUUGUUUGGUUUUUUUUCUGUAGGACCUCAUAGAAACUUCAAAAUGUACUGUGAAUCUCUAAAAGGGGCAUAUUAGAGCUUGCCGUGUUUCUCAGGCUGAUUUGACCAAGAAAGUCUUUUCUUUACAGAGCAUCUCGUGGAUUCGUGUUUAGUGGGAGAUACUGUGGGAAGUGCUAACUUGAAGGAUUAAUAACUCUUUUCUUUUCUUUUUUUGACAUCAUUUACAUGCCAACCAUGUUUUUUGAGUAUUAUCUUCACAUAGAUGUCUAAAGAAGAAUUGAAAAAUAUUCUUGCUGCAUCAGAAAUAUGUUGACAAACCACCUUUUGGGUCUGAACCAACAACAAGCAAAGUUAAAUUAUGGAUAUCUCCGUACCUUGCAUAGAAGGUCCAUGCAAGACAUUUUGACUAUUUAUCUGAACUAGAUAUCCCUUGAAUGUGCACACAAAAAGUGAAUGGCUCAUUUGAUAAGGGAAAACUAGGUUCUAAGAUGGCUGAAUAGGAACAGCUCCAGUCUGCAGCUCCCAGUGUGAGCAAUGAAGAAGAUGGGCGAUUUCUGCAUUUCCAACUGAGCAUGGAAAGAAAAUUUAUGUCCUUGCAUCCAUCCAUCUCCGUAUCAGAAAUGGAACCAAAUGGCACCUUCAGCAGUAACAACAACAGCAGAAACUGCACAAUUGAAAACUUCAAGAGAGAAUUUUUCCCAGUUGUAUAUCUGAUAAUAUUUGUCUGGGGAGUCUUGGGAAAUGGCUUGUCCAUAUAUGUUUUCCUGCAGCCUUAUAAGAAGUCCACAUCUGUGAAUGUUUUCAUGCUAAAUCUGGCCAUUUCAGAUCUCCUGUUCAUAAGCACACUUCCCUUCAGGGCUGACUAUUAUCUUAGAGGCUCCGACUGGAUAUUUGGAGACCUGGCCUGCAGGAUUAUGUCUUAUUCCUUGUAUGUCAACAUGUACAGCAGUAUUUAUUUCCUGACCGUGCUGAGUGUUGUGCGUUUCCUGGCAACUGUUCACCCCUUUCGGCUUCUGCAUGUCACCAGCAUCAGGAGUGCCUGGAUCCUAUGUGGGAUCAUAUGGAUCUUUACCAUGGCUUCCUCAGUAAUGCUCCUCAACAAUGGCUCUGAGCAGAAGGGCAGUGUCAUAUCAUGCUUAGAGCUGAAUCUCUACACAAUUACUAAGCUGCAGACCAUGAACUAUAUUGCCUUAGUGGUGGGCUUCCUGCUGCCGUUUUUCACACUCAGCAUCUGUUAUCUGCUGAUCAUUCGGGCUCUGUUAAAAGUGGAGGUCCCAGAAUCGGGGCUGCGGGUUUCUCACAGGAAGGCACUGACCACCAUCAUCAUCACCUUGAUCAUCUUCUUCUUGUGUUUCCUGCCCUAUCACACACUGAGGACCCUUCACUUGGUGACAUGGAAAGAGGAUAUAUGCGAAGACAGGCUGCAUAAAGCUGUGGUUAUCACACUGGCCUUGGCAGCAGCCAAUACAUGCUUCAAUCCUCUGCUCUAUUACUUUGCUGGGGAGAAUUUUAAGGACAGACUAAGGUCUGCACUCCGAAAAGGCCAUCCAUAGAAGGCAAAGACAAAGCGUGGUUUCCCUGUUAGUGUGUGAUUGAGAAAGGAAACAAAAGUAUAAGGAGUUCUUAGAUGAGACUUGUUCUUGUAUCAUUGUGUCCAUCUUCAUUCACGCAUAGUCUCCAAAUGACUUUGUAUUUACAUCAUUCCCAACAAAUGUUGAUUCUUAAUAUUUAGUUGACCAUGACUUUUGUUAAUAAGAACGACUUCAAAAAUUUUAUUCAGUAUAUUUUCAGUUGUUGAGUCUUAAUGAGGGAUACAGGAGGAAAAAUCCCUACUAGAGUCCUGUGGGCUGAAAUAUCAGACUGGGAAAAAAUGCAAAGCACAUUGGAUCCUACUUUUCUCCAGAUAUUGAACCAGAUAUCUGGCCCAUCAGGCUUUCUAAAUUCUUCAAAACAGCCACAACUUCCCCAGCUUCCCCAGCUCCCCUGCCCUCUUCAAUUCCCUGAGAUAUAGCCAACUAACGACGCUACUGGAAGCCCCAGAGCAGAUAAGAAGCACAUCCUAAGAUUCAGGGAAAGAAGAGGAAGGCUGUCCUAUAACAAAGCAACUUCAAGUCCCAAGUAAGGACAGUGAGAGAAAAGAGGGGAGAAGGAUUGGAGCAAAAGAGAACUGGCGAUAAGUGGGGGAAGGAAUAAUUUCAUUUUGCACUGGGAGAGAGGUUCUAACACACUGAAGGCAACACUAUUUCUAUUGUUUCUCUCUUGCCAGGGUAUUAGGAAGGACAGGAAAAGUAGGAGGAGGCAUUGCCCUGGGAAAUGAAAGAAUUGUGUAUAGAAUGGAAGGGGGAGCAUCAAGGACAUGUAUCUCAAAUUUUCUUUCUGUCCUUGCUGCAGUUCUCCUUCCCAUUAAUUCAUUGGGAUGGAAGCCAAAAAUAAAAGAGGUGCCUCUGAGGGUUAGGAUUGGGCACUCAAGGGAAGGAUAGAGUAGAGGGCAAAUUGCAAAAGUUGUUGCACUCCUGAAAUUCUAUUAACAUUUCGGCAGAAGAUGAGCAGGGUGAUGCUGCCUUCCCUUUUGAGAUAGUAUAGAAAAACACUAGAUAGUGUGAGAGGUUCCUUUCUGUCCACUGAAACAAGACUAAGGGUACUACCAACUACUACCACCAUGACCACUGUACUGCCAACAAUUGAAUGCAGUCCCCCUGCAGGGCAGAUUAUGCCAGGCACUUUACAUUGUUUGAUCCCAUUUGACAUUCACACCAAAACUCUGAGUUCCAUGUUACAGCUGAAGAAAUUGAAGCUCAGAGAAAUUAAGAAGCUUUUUUAAGUUUACACAGCUAGUAAGAGUUUUAAAAAUCUCUGUGCAGAAGUGUAGGCUGGGUGCUCUCCCCACUGCUAUCCUUGUAAACUUCCAGGAAGAUUGGUUGAAAGUCUGAAUAAAGUGUCUCCUCUCCUACCA
Molecule: messenger RNA, 3418 nt
Organism: Cercocebus atys (sooty mangabey)
Lineage: Eukaryota; Metazoa; Chordata; Mammalia; Primates; Cercopithecidae
Gene: CYSLTR2
Product: cysteinyl leukotriene receptor 2
Exons: 5
Coding region: 1038-2018 (326 amino acids)
Biological process (GO): G protein-coupled receptor signaling pathway
Cellular component (GO): plasma membrane
Molecular function (GO): leukotriene receptor activity
Source: RefSeq, a predicted model, not a curated record